Molecule: messenger RNA, 408 nt
Organism: Cooperia oncophora
Lineage: Eukaryota; Metazoa; Nematoda; Chromadorea; Rhabditida; Trichostrongylidae
Source: the annotation of a GenBank genome assembly
AUGAACGCGUUCUGCAAUCCAGAAUCGUCCCUCGCCAAUGUCACCGAGGAAUUUGCACUACAAAUGGCUCAUAUGAAAUAUACAUUCACAAUUUUACAGAUUAUAUUUUGCCUGAUAGGCGUUAUGGGUAAUAUUUUAAAUCUACGCACUUUACAAAGUCCGUCGCUUCAAACGGUACCAUUCAUGUACAUACGAUCAUUAGCGUUUUUUGAUCUGAUCUCUCUAUCGGCUAUUCUAUUGCAUUUCAUUCUUGAGCCAGCUGCCAAAAACUAUUUUCUGAUGAUAUAUUCAACAUAUAUAGAAGCUGCAUUUAUUAAUACAUUUCUUGUUGCUGGCCUCUACUGUGCGUUUAUGCUCACCGUUGAAAGGUUCAUGUAUCAACGAAUGAUGCGGUCACAAGUUAUCUAA